UUCGUUACAAGUUGUCCCGGAGUCCUACUAGUCAAGUUCCACAUCAAACUUUGGACAUGGACGCUCUCCGACGAAGGAACCCAUUCAAAUACUCAUCUGAACCCUCUGAAUCCCAUGACACAUACAUACUGGAUGAACAAGAACAAAGCGAACUUAUUGACAACAUCAAGAGUCUGAAUGCAGCAUCGAAUAACCAGAACCGCAUUGCGUUACAGAUUACGCUCGCGCUGUCUUUUUUACUGCAUAUAAUCUAUAUCUCCUCUGACUACAACAGUCCAUUAGUCGUUAUCUUUCCACCAGCUGGUAGACCGGAGUCACCACUCUAUCUAAGUCCUGUCUUGACACUCCUCGCGAUCAUCCUCCAUGCAAACGCUGCUCUGCUCGCUCGCUCCCGGGAUUUGGUUCUUGCUAAACGGCGAAUAACGCCUCUUCCUUAUAGCGUCGCGUUUGGGCUAUCAACGGUUUCUCCUGCAAUUUCAGUCCUGAGCGGGAAAAUGUGGCAGACCACAGCAUGGUGGUGUACCGCCGCUUUUUUGACCUGGAUCGUACGUGCAUCAAAUAAGUGGAUUGUGCAGGAGCAACAAAGCAUAUCUGAGCUCGAAAGAAUGAAGUAUAUAUCUGCUGGGGCGUAGAUAACGCAACCUCGAUGUGCCUGUGCACCAUGUUUCUAGACGUCGUUGAUCGAUAUCGAUCAUCCGAGGUUCUAUUACAUGAGCUGGACUAUCUAGUAAGAUACUAUAUGACCUGUAGUCGGUACAAUAUUACUUGGGGCUAGUUUGACGAUGUAAUAUGCUUUGCUGCAACUGCAGCCCUUGACGUUACCUCAAUGACCUCGAGCUGAUUCGAUCCAUGAUA
Molecule: messenger RNA, 855 nt
Organism: Suillus discolor
Lineage: Eukaryota; Fungi; Basidiomycota; Agaricomycetes; Boletales; Suillaceae
Exons: 5
Coding region: 57-632 (191 amino acids)
Source: RefSeq, a predicted model, not a curated record